Molecule: messenger RNA, 1200 nt
Organism: Lactuca saligna
Lineage: Eukaryota; Viridiplantae; Streptophyta; Magnoliopsida; Asterales; Asteraceae
Source: the annotation of a GenBank genome assembly
CUUUUGAAACAAAUAAACGGUCGUCAUAUUUUAACUCGUGCUACUUAACAAACAAGGCCAAGGAGAGAGAAAGGGGUGUUUAAUGUAAACCUGAAAAACUUUAGGGGCAUUUUAACAAAAUCUCGGCAGGUAAGGUCCUCCUCCGAUGGUAUGUAUUAUUACGAUUGGCUUAGCAAUUAACAUUUAGCACCCCAAGCUGAGUGUUAGGUGAGGUUUAAUCCUUUACCCUUCACAUUACAUUUUGUGUAAAUUUCCCUCUAUUCAAUCCAUUUCACAAACUUCAGUCAGUCGCUAAGAUCAUGGCUUGGAUGACACGAUUUCUCACAGCGGUUGCCUUCUUGGCAAUCGGAGUCAUAUUUUCGCCGGAAACGUUCGGAUCAAAAUCAGCAAAGAUCACAUCGUUCGUCAAACUUGCACAUCUCCUAUGUUUCUCCACCGCCUGGGGCGCAGCUCUUUGGGUCACCUUCAUCGGCGGCAUCAUCAUGUUCAAGAAUUUGCCAAGGCAUCAGUUUGGGAAUCUGCAAAGCAAGAUGUUUCCGGCCUACUUUAUGAUGGUUGGGAUAUGCUGUGCGGUGACUGUGGGUUGUUUUGGUUAUACACAUCCAUGGAAGUCUUCAUCAACUGCUGAGAAGUAUCAGCUUGGGUUUUUGGUCUCUGCUUUUGUCUUCAAUCUCACCAAUCUUUUUGUCUUUACUCCCAUGACCAUUGAGAUGAUGAAACAAAGGCACAAGCUGGAGAGAGAGUCAAACAUUGGAGAAGAAAUUGGGUGGACAAAGAACAAGGAAGUUGCAAAGGUCAACCCAAAGCUAGCAGCAAUGAACAAGAAGUUUGGGAUGAUUCAUGGACUCUCAUCUCUAGCUAACAUCAUGUCUUUUGGUAGUCUUGCUAUGCAUUCAUGGUAUUUAGCAGCCAAAAUUGAUCUCUAGAUCCACCCUUCCCCAUGACUUUUAAUAAUAAUAAUAAUAAUAAAUAUAUGUAUCAUUUUCUUGAUUUGGAUCGUUACCAUGUAUUAUGAUAUGUUAUAAAAGAAGAGCUUUAGCAGCUGUGUAUUUUAGUUUUAAACUCCUAAUCUUUGAUGUGUAUAAUCAUGGUUGUAUCUGAAAAAUGAAAUUGUUACAUGAGAAGAUAAAAGAGUUGGAAUAUAACUAGAUGAAUAUCCAAUUUUCACACGAUAUGUUCUUGUCAAUAAUGAAGUGUAAC